Molecule: messenger RNA, 2837 nt
Organism: Megalopta genalis
Lineage: Eukaryota; Metazoa; Arthropoda; Insecta; Hymenoptera; Halictidae
Source: RefSeq, a predicted model, not a curated record
GCUCUCGGCACGGUGAUUGCGUUCCGGCCGGGUUUCUAAUAACGGAUUGGCGAAACUAAUGAAGUGAUCCAUUAUUCACCGGUGUCCCAGGCUUAUAUAUCGGCGGGCCGAUCCGUCCCGCCGUUAUUUUCACCGAGAAAAAUGAUAUCGGUCCUGUUCCUGCUCUCGAGCGUCGACUACGGCUACAGCUACACCGACUUUCCCUCUUUGGUGACUGCGAACGCCUCCAUGGCGGUGGUGAUCGACAAGAGCUACUUCGGCAGCAAAGGGGAACAUCGGAACGCGGUCGAGUGGAUCCCCGAUCUGAUCAACCGCAUCGUGAAGAAGGAGAUGCGCGUGGGUGGGAUCACGGUUCAUCUUUUACAAGACACGAACGUCAAUCUCCAGCAAGGUUACACGAUACUUCUGUCUGUCGCGAGUUGCUACCACACUUGGCGGCUGCACGAUGCUGCGCGCAACGAGGAUCUCAUGCACUUUGCGAUUACAGAUGCGGACUGCCCCAGACUGAUGGAAACCGACGGCAUCAGCAUCGCCAUGGUGAAGUCCGGCGAGGAGCUGUCCCAGAUCUUCCUCGACCUGAGGAUGAUGGACAUCAUGUCCUGGAACAGGAUCAACAUUCUCCACGACGAGUCGUUCGACAGGGACAUGAUCAGCAGAGUGCUGAAAGCUAUUUCGGACAAGAUGCUCCACAAGCAUGUAAAUCUGGUCUCCAGGUCGAUCUUUACCUUGAAGCAGAACGAGACCGACAGGGUGAGGAAAACCCUGGUGCGCAACACGUUGAGCGAUUUUCACGUGGAUCAACUGGGCCAUUGCUUCUUGGUGAUAGCCACCGUCGAGAUUGUCCCGGAUGUCAUGGAAGCGGCUAGGUCCUUGAAGAUGGUGCAUCCUGGGAGCCAGUGGCUGUACGUUAUCACGGACAGCGCGGCGCACAACACGACCAACAUGACGGCGUUCGUCGAUUUAUUGGCAGAGGGAGGAAAUGUGGCGUUCAUGUACAACGCGACCAACAUCGACGGCGGCGCUUACGAAAUGAAUCUGAAGCAGUACAUCAAGUGGCUGGUCAGAGCGCUGGCCAGAGCGUUAGAUACAUCUGUGAGGACCGAGAGCGAGUUGCUGAAGAGGAUCGGGGACGAGGAUUUCGAGAUCACCAGGCUGACGAAGAAGGAGAGGCGUCACGAGGUCCUGAAGAACAUCAGAAUCUACGCAGCGGACGAGAUCGACGACGAAGGUCUCUUCUGGAAGUUCACCACAGCGAUUACCUGGGGAAAUUACUUCGUCCGCGGCAAGAACCAAGCUCACCUGCUCGACAUCGGAGCGUGGACGCCAGAAUUCAGCGUCAACUUAACCGACAUGCUUUUUCCCCACAUCGCUCACGGAUUCCGUGGCAUAACCUUGCCCAUCGUGACCUAUCCUAAUCCGCCGUGGCAGGUGAUCUCGGUGAGCGGCACAGGCGAGAAAACGUACGAGGGUUUGGUCUUCGACGUGGUGAAACACCUGGGCAAGAAGCUGAACUUCACGUACACGGUGAUCGCCCCGGAAUUGAACAAGAGCGCGAAUCCCUGGAUCGCUUCGCGCUUCGACAAGCUCGGAGACAUAGUCAAGGGAAUGACGAUGUCGAACACGAGACAGAUGCCGCAAGAGGUGAUCGAUUUGGUCCGACAGAAGAAGGUUCUCUUAGCGGCGUGUGCAUACACCGUGAACGAGGAUGGCAAGAACGCGUUCAAUUUUACGGUGCCGAUAUACGUGCAGACGUAUAGCUUUUUAACUGCCAGGCCCAAACAGCUGUCCAGGGCGCUGUUGUUCGCAUCGCCGUUCACCGGAGAGACGUGGGCCUGCGUGGCCGUGUCCAUUAUCAUAAUGGGUCCGAUCUUGUACCUGAUUCACAAGUGCAGUCCGUACAGCAUGCAGACCUCGGGCCUGAACUCGUCCUUCCAGUGUGUGUGGUACGUGUACGGGGCGUUGCUUCAACAAGGAGGAAUGUACUUGCCACAAUCGGACAGCGCACGGCUGCUGAUCGGUGUCUGGUGGCUGAUAGUGAUGGUCAUAGUGGCGACAUAUUCCGGAAGUUUGGUCGCUUUCUUAACAUUCCCAAGGAUGGACGCGUUGAUCUUAACGGUGGAGGACCUGAUCAGUCGCAAGGAUAGGAUGACAUGGGGAUUUCUGAACGGCAGCUUCCUCGAGGUGUAUCUAGAGAACGCGGAGGAGAAGAAGUAUCACGUUCUGCUGGCUCGCGCAGAGAGGUACAACGACACGGAGGACGAGGAGAUGAUCCAACGGGUGAAGGACGGGAAACAUGCGCUGAUCGACUGGAGAAGUUCUCUCAGGUUCUUGAUGAGGAAAGAUUUACUGCUGACCGGAGGCUGCCAUUUUUCCCUGGGCCAGGACGAGUUCCUGGACGAGCCGAUCGCGAUGAUCAUCCCACAAGGCAGCCCCUAUCUGUCUGUAAUCAACGCCGAGCUGCGUCGCAUGCUCGAGUCCGGGCUGAUGCACAAAUGGAUCACGGAGAGGAUGCCGAUCAAAGACAAGUGCUGGGAGAUCGGCAGCAGCAACCAGGUGGUGAACGAGCGGAAAGUGAACGUCGCAGACAUGCAAGGGAUAUUCUUCGUUCUCUUCAUGGGCGUGACGAUGUCCUUCUUCUUUCUGUUCUGCGAGUUCUACUGGCACCGUCGCAAGGUGUCCAAGCAGCGGAAGUUGAUACGUCCGUUCGUCUCGUAAACGAAGACCCCUGAGGACACGUCGUGUAGCCACGCAAAUUGCUUUCGCUCUCUUCACGCCAGCUGUUCACUGUAUAAACGGCGAUUUCUCCUCGCGAAUAAACAAACCACUCGCGCACCGUG